UUGAUAGGCAUGGCUUCCUCCUCAGCUUCUCCGACACCGGGCACCGCCGCUGAGAAAUCGAAGAAAGGGUUAGGGUUUUUGUCUUACGCGAUGAAACAGAAGGACGAUUUCAUUCAAUUCUUCACAAUGAAGGGAAUCCUUCUCCUCAACAUGCGAUCUUUAGGGCAGAAAUACAAAAUCCACAAUCUCGAGGAAGAUAUUCACGUUCUCAGGGACGAGAACGCUUCUCUCUCUGAUCGCAUCAGAAACAUCAAGCGGGACCUCUUUCGAGAAGCUUCUCUUGACUCCUCCGGCCUCUUCGCUUCUCGCCUUCGCCGCCUCUUUUCCCCAGAAUGAUUGUCCGUAAGUUUUUGUUACUGUUCUUGAUCUCUCAACAAACAAUUUCAACUA
Vigna radiata var. radiata (mung bean) is the source of this 390-nucleotide messenger RNA. RefSeq lists its product as uncharacterized. Bases 10 to 336 code for a protein of 108 amino acids. The transcript has a single exon. The record is from RefSeq and is a predicted model, not a curated record. Lineage: Eukaryota; Viridiplantae; Streptophyta; Magnoliopsida; Fabales; Fabaceae.